AAUCUACAGUUGUAAAUAGAGCUGCUCGCGUAUAAAUACAUAUUCCGCUCCUCUCCUCUCCUCGUACCUACAUCUCAUCCUCAACGUCAAGCCACGCUACAUCGAGGGAAAGGACUCUUUUACGUGUCUGCGAUCUCAAGUUGAGACGGUAGAUCUACCAGAAGCAAGAGGGACAGAGUUGGCUCUGCGCAAAUGGCCGCCAGGAAGCUUCUUUCACUCUCCCAAAAUUCGUCUGCUUGUCUGCGUUCAAUCGGCCGAAGUCGUGGCUGGGCAAGAGGCAUUGGCACGUAUAGUAGCUCUUCCGUGGUUGACGAACCGAUCACUCCGCCUGUUAAGAUAACCGACACUCAGCUUCUCAUAAAUGGGAAGUUUGUAGAUGCUGCAUCAGGAAAGACUUUCCCCACCCUCGAUCCUAGGACAGGAGACGUGAUCGCCCAUGUCGCAGAAGGCAGCGCGGAGGAUGUUGACCGUGCUGUUGCUGCUGCUCGCAAGGCAUUUGAUGAGGGACCAUGGCCAAGGAUGACUGCCUAUGAAAGGUCGUGCAUACUUCUUCGAUUUGCGGAUCUACUCGAGAAGCAUAAGGAUGAUCUUGCAGCGAUCGAGACUUGGGAUAAUGGAAAGCCCUACAAACAGGCUGCAGAAGUCGAAGUUCCCGGCAUCAUAAGAUUGAUGCGCUAUUAUGCUGGUUGGGCAGACAAAAUCCACGGUCUCACAGUCCCAGCAGACGGAGAGUAUCAUGUCCAAACCCUGCAUGAACCUAUCGGCGUGGCAGGCCAGAUCAUCCCAUGGAACUUUCCGCUGCUAAUGCUCGCUUGGAAGAUCGGGCCUGCAUUGGCAUGUGGCAACACAGUGGUACUAAAGACUGCUGAGCUGACACCGCUCUCUGCUCUGUAUGCGGCAAGGUUACUCCAUGAGGCUGGACUUCCUCCGGGUGUCUUGAACAUAGUCUCCGGUCCCGGUCCCACUGCAGGGCGUGCUCUUAGUAGUCAUAUGGAUGUGAACAAGCUUUCGUUCACCGGAUCAGCAGAAACUGGUAAAGUGGUACUUGAUCUGGCUGCAAAAAGCAAUCUAAAACCAGUGACUUUAGAACUGGGAGGAAAAUCCCCUUUCAUCGUCUGCAAGGAGGCUGAUAUUGAUCAGGCUGUGGAGUUGGCACAUCUUGCCCUCUUCUUCAACCAGGGUCAAUGCUGUGUCGCUGGUUCUCGCACUUUUGUGCAUGAGAGCGUGUACGAUGAAUUUGUGGAGAAAGCAAAGGCACGGGCUAUGAAACGUGUUGUUGGAGAUCCUUUCAAGCCAGGAGUGGAGCAGGGUCCUCAGAUUGACGCCAAGCAAUUCGAGAAGAUUCGCAGCUACAUCAAGUUUGGUAUUGAAAGUGGAGCCACUCUUGAAUGUGGAGGUGAACGAUAUGGCUCCAAAGGAUUUUUCAUUCAACCCACAGUUUUUUCAGAUGUGCAGGAUGACAUGCUGAUAGCAAAGGAUGAAAUCUUUGGCCCAGUGCAGACCAUCUCGAAAUUCAAGGAUCUUGAUGAGGUGAUCAGAAGGGCGAAUAAAUCUCAUUAUGGACUUGCCGCAGGAGUUUUCACUCAGAAUCUCGACACUGCCAAUACUUUAGCCCGUGCGUUGCGGGCUGGUUCAGUGUGGAUUAACUGCUACCAUGUUUUUGAUGCUGCAAUUCCUUUCGGGGGUUACAAGAUGAGUGGAUUUGGGAGAGAAAAGGGAAUAUAUAGCCUCAGUAACUACUUGCAAGUUAAGGCUGUUGUAAAUCCAUUGAAGAACCCAGCGUGGUUAUAAAUAGCUGUUUAACAAAAUUAAGGGGUAAGCCUCAGAGAGAGAGAGAGAGAGAGAGAGAGAGAGAGACUUCUUGUGCGCUAUCUUUGACCGUUGAUCAAGCACGGCAGUAGACAAAAAUCUUGAUGUGGCUUUUGGGCAUGUUUUAUGGAGGAAAUCUCUUUAAUUGAGUAUUGUCGAAGCAAGUGAUUUCUCAUAUUGGUACACCAGAUCAUAAUUUUUCCA
Syzygium oleosum is the source of this 2013-nucleotide messenger RNA. Its product is annotated as benzaldehyde dehydrogenase, mitochondrial-like. The record is from RefSeq and is a predicted model, not a curated record. Lineage: Eukaryota; Viridiplantae; Streptophyta; Magnoliopsida; Myrtales; Myrtaceae. Gene Ontology annotation, molecular function: aldehyde dehydrogenase (NAD+) activity. The coding region runs from base 193 to 1791 and encodes 532 amino acids. The transcript is spliced from 12 exons.